Messenger RNA from Chelonoidis abingdonii (Abingdon island giant tortoise), 5473 nucleotides. RefSeq names its product mitogen-activated protein kinase kinase kinase 11 (gene MAP3K11). The record is from RefSeq and is a predicted model, not a curated record. Gene Ontology annotation, biological process: positive regulation of apoptotic process; protein phosphorylation; microtubule-based process. Gene Ontology annotation, cellular component: centrosome. Lineage: Eukaryota; Metazoa; Chordata; Testudines; Testudinidae. Gene Ontology annotation, molecular function: protein binding; ATP binding; JUN kinase kinase kinase activity.
CCCCCCACUCUAGUCGGACUCCUGAACUAUGUCUCCGCUCUUGUUCCUUUUCCUUUGUCCCGGUAACAAUGUGACCCGCUCCGCCUUCCUGGUCCCAGACUCCACCCCAGAGCCUGUGUGGGGCGGGGGGACGGGCCAGGCCAGCGGGCGCUGUAUUGGGGGAGCCAGAGCACACCCCGGGAGAGGCGGAUAGACCGGGCCGUCGCCGCGGACGAUCGAUCUUUGCGCCCGGAGCCCGCUGGCUUCCUGUGGGUGCCUGGGGUGGCCAGCGACCGAGGGGCAGAGGCAUUUCCCACGCCUGGACCGGCCGGGACCCUGCCCGAGAGACGCCCCCAGGCGUCUUCCAGCCGGGGAACUUCUCCAGCCGAGGCAUUUCCUCCUCGCUCUACCGUGGCUUGGGACAGAGCUCGGGCCGGGCCAGCUGGAGGGAGCGGGGUCUGGGCAGGGCAGGGCGCGGGAAGCCGGGGCCUCUGGGUGCUUGGAGAUCGCCGGGGCCGUAGCUAGAUCGGAGUGGAGGACCCUGCAGGCAGAGGGGCACUUCUGUGGCCCUGGGGGGAUAGGCUGUAGGGGUUGAUCCUGGUCCCUGUGGGAGGGCAGAGUGUAAGGGGUUAUCCUAGCCCCUGUGAAGGGGUGCAGACUGUAGGGGUUAUCCUGGUCCCUGGUGGGGGGGAACAGGCGGUAAGGGGGUGAUCCUAGCCCCUGGGGGUGGGGGGCAGGGUGUAGACGAUGUUCCUGGUCCCUGUGGAAGCGGCAGGGUGUAGGGGGCUAUCCUAGCCCCUGUGGAGAGGGGCAGACUGUAGGGGUAAUCCUGGUCCCUGUGGUGGGAACAGGUGGUAGAGGGUGAUCCUAGCCCCUGGCGGGGGCGGGCUGUAGAGGAUGAUCCUGGUCCCUGUGGAAGGGGCAGGGUGUAGGGGGCUAUCCUAGCCCCUGUGGAGGGGGGCAGUCUGUAGGGGAUUAUCCUGGUCCCUGUGGGGAGGUGGGCUGUAGAGGGUGAACCUGGUCCCUGUUGGGGAGAGCAGGCUGUAGGGGGUGAUCCCACCCCUUGUGAGGGGGAAUAGAUCGGAGAGAACAAGUCUGUGCCCCCCCAGAGAGGGAGGGGGAGAAUAGACUGACAGGGAUGAUCAUGCCCCCUGACAGGCGGAAUAGAUUGUAACUGGGAUGAUCCUGCCCCAGCAAGGGGGGGAUUAAACUGUAAGGGUCAAUCCUGGUUCCCAAAUGGAAGGGGACUCCUGUAAGUGUGCGGGUUUCCCAGCCCUAUAACUAUCCUGCUCCUGUGAGACCCCUAUGAGCUGGACCCCCAGGCUGGCCUUGCAGCACUUCUCUGGGAAGAUGCCCGUGCCGUGAAGGGCCACAUUUGGGCAGGGUCUCACUAGAGGCUGCCCCCAGCCUCUGUCCCAGGAUGGAGCCACUGAAGAACCUGCUGCGGAAGGGCGCAUGGGCGCCGGAGCGGAGUGGCGGGGCGGCCUACACCAACCCAAUGUGGACAGCGCUCUUCGACUACGAGGCGGCAAGCAGCGAUGAGCUCAGCCUGCGCCAGGGGGACCGUGUGGAGGUGCUGUCAUGGGAUGCCACCGUGUCUGGUGAUGAGGGCUGGUGGGCAGGCCGAGUGCGGAGCCAGGUGGGCAUCUUCCCCUCUAGCUACGUCUCCUUGCAGCCAGUUGGCUAUGGCGAGGCUCCAGUUCACGCUGACUUCCGGGAGCUGCGGCUGGAGGAGGUGAUUGGAGUGGGGGGCUUUGGCAAGGUGUACCGUGGCAGCUGGAAGGGCGAGCUGGUGGCGGUGAAGGCAGCGCGCCAGGACCCGGAUGAGGACAUCAGUGCCACAGCAGAGAGCGUGCGCCAGGAGGCCCGGCUCUUCGCUAUGCUGCGCCACCCCAACAUCAUUACCCUCAAGGCCGUCUGCCUGCAGGAGCCCAACCUGUGCCUGGUGAUGGAGUACGCUGCUGGGGGCCCACUCAGCCGUGCCCUGGCUGGGCGCAGGAUCCCUCCCCAUGUGCUGGUGGACUGGGCGGUGCAGAUUGCCAGGGGUAUGCAGUACCUGCACUGCGGGGCCAUCGUACCUGUCAUCCACCGCGACCUCAAGUCCAACAACAUCCUGCUGUCCCAGCGCAUUGAAGAGGAGGACAUGAACGGGAAGACGCUGAAGAUCACAGACUUCGGGCUGGCGCGAGAGUGGCACCGCACCACCAAGAUGAGUGCAGCUGGCACCUACGCCUGGAUGGCACCUGAGGUCAUCAAGGCCUCCACCUUCUCCAAGGGCAGCGACGUCUGGAGCUAUGGUGUGCUGCUGUGGGAACUGCUGACUGGGGAGGUCCCGUACCGCGGCAUCGACGGGCUGGCUGUGGCCUAUGGCGUUGCUGUCAACAAGCUGACACUGCCUAUCCCCUCCACCUGCCCCCAGCCCUUCGCCCAGCUCAUGGCAGAGUGUUGGGACCAGGACCCCCAUGGGCGGCCCAGCUUCGACUCCAUCCUGGCCCAGCUGACGGCACUGGAGGCCCAGGUGCUGGAGGAGAUGCCCCAGGACUCCUUCCACUCCAUGCAGGAUGACUGGAAGCUGGAGAUCCAGGGCAUGUUUGAUGAGCUCCGAGCCAAGGAAAAGGAGCUGCUGAGCCGGGAGGAGGAGCUGCAGCGGGCGGCGCUGGAGCAGAAGUCCCAUGAGGAGUUCCUGCGGCAGCGGGAGCACCAGCUGGCCCAGUGGGAGCUGGAGGUGUUUGAGCGGGAGCUCACACUGCUCAUCCAGCAGAUGAACAAGGAGCCCCCCAAUGUGAAGCGCAGGAAGGGCACUUUCAAGAGGAACAAACUCAAGGGACGGGACAGCGAGAGGAUCAGCAUGCCCCUUGAUUUCAAACACCGCAUCACAGUGCAGGCCUCCCCCGGGCUGGACAAGAGGAAGAACGUCUUCGAGGUGGGGGCUGGAGGCUCCCCGACCUUCCCACGCUUAAGAGCCAUCCAGCUGGAGCCUGCCGAGAGCAGCCAGAGCUGGGGCAGACAGGCACCACGCCGCACAGAUGAGGCCUGGAAUGGGGACCGCCGCCCUGGCAAGAACUGGGGUCCCGGAUCUCCCAAGCCCUGGGAGGGCAGCACCCAAAAUGGCAGAAGGAGGUCCCGGCCGGAGGAGACAACUUGGUACGUUGGGCCGGAGGAGCCCAAUCCUAUGGAGCCGGCCCCACCCCAGCCUGCCCUGAACGGUGAUGUCCCCUCUCUAGGCCCCAACGGGAGCCAGGAGUCCGAGGAGCAGCGGGCACCGGCUCCGGAGCGUAUCAGCACCCCCAAACUCAUCCAGAGAGCACUGCUGAGGGGCACAGCGCUGCUGGCCUCCCUUGGGCUGGGCCGGGACCUGUCACAGGCCCGACGGGAGGAGAAGGGGGAGCCCCCACCCGUGCCCACCCCGCCACCUUCUCCUGAGCUCAUCUGCUUCUCCCCCAAGGACACACACUGCCCUGCCCUGCUGGUGGAGCUGGACCAGGGUGGGCCGGCCCGGAUGCCAGGGUCCACGGAGCAGGGCCAGGAGGGGCCGGCCCGGACGCCAGGGUCCACGGAGCAGGGCCAGGAGGGGCCGGCCCGGACGCCAGGGUCCAUGGAGCAGGGCCAGGAGGGGCCGGCCCAGACACCGGGGUCCACGGAGCUGCUCAUCCAUCUGCUCCCAGGUGGCGAUAGAGGGUCCCUGACCCCCUUGUGGGGUCAGAGGUCACCAAAGAGCCCACAAUGUGAGGAGGAGUGGAGUCCUGGCAGCAGGGCGGAGAAUUGGGGUGGGGCCCUCCCAUCACCCUCGUCCCCCUGCAGCCCCCACUCACCACGCCCCUCCCCACACACCAGCCUCAUCUCCCGGCCCCGCCCCUCCCCUGUGCGCAGCCGCAUCGACCCCUGGAGUUUUGUGUCAGCUGGGCCCCGUGCCUCCCCAGCCCAGUCCCCCCAGCCAGAGCCGCGCCGGUGUCGGGCGGGGACCCCCGACUCCAGCAACCCCUUCAUGACCUCCGACCCCUUCUUCCACCCCUCACUGGGACCUUUUGACUCGGAGACCUUCGACCCUUUUGCCUCAGCGCCCAGAUUGACCGGUCUCUCCUGCUGCCUGGACCAUGGCCAGCUCAGUCCUUACCCCUCGCCCCCUCCAUGCCAUUCCUCUGGCUUUCCUGCCCCUCUGGAGCAGACCAAAGAGACCCACCCGCUGCCAUGGUGGGUGGUUAGAUCCCCACAGGAGGACAGCAGAGUCCCAAAGUGAAAUGGGCGAUACAGGAAGUCCUGGCCUCUUUGGACAGUUGCACACAGGAAGUCGUAAAAUGAAAGUGGGCGAUACUGGAAGUCCCACCCUCCUCAGACUUUGCAUGGAGGAAGUCCCGCCCUCUUCGGACAAUUGCACACUGGAAGUCCUGCCCUCCUCAAGUUCUGGGCACAGGAAAUCCCAUCUUGCAUGGAUAAUUGUACCAGAUACAAGGCUCAGGUUGGGGUGGUCUCUGUGUUGGAUGUUUGGGGAGUGAGGGGAGCAGGGGGGAGUUUUCACUAUACACUGGAAAGGUGGGUGAGUUCUGGGGAGCUCCUGUGGGGUAACUGUGGCACCUCCCCCUGCCUUAAAGAAGAGACUAAAAGUGACUUGAACAGCCUCUGAGCCUGGUGCCAUGUUACACGUGGCAUGAGGUUGUCAGGUCUCUGCCAAACUCUCACCCUGGUCCUCAGAACCACUGCAUAGGUAGUGAUCACUGUUUGGGAGUGAGGGGCACUGGCAGAUCUGGGGGAGCCCAGGGCUGGGAUAGAAGGAGUGAGGGGCACUGGCUCAGCCCAUCUGUUUCAUGAACACUAAUAGUGGGCCCUCUCUGUUCCCAGCGUGGGGUUCUGGUGUCUGGGUUGGGGACCAGACACCCCUCCCACAAGGUAGCAGCCCCUUUUGCUGAUAGCAGGGGGUGUCUUGGGGAUAUCUCUGGGGGAGGGACACUGGGAGGGGUCGAUACGGCAUCACCCCCCCCUUGCUACAUUCCCAAGCACGGACUGGCUGCAGGUGAGUGUGCGCCUUUGUGUGUAAGUGUUGGUAUGCGUGCAAGGCUGGGAGUUCUGUGUACUCAGGCAAGUGUGCAAAGCAUCCUGGGGUGCAUGUGUAUGCAGCUGCCCCAGUGCCUUUGUGCUGGUAUCUGUGGGCGCGUGCGAAGCCGGAGGUGUGGGAGCACGUGUGAGGGCUGGCCUGGGCGGGGCUGUACCCAUACGUGAAGCUGGGCACGCUCACCCAUGCAUGGGCUGGAAACAGGUGUGCUUGGGAGCAGCUGUACCUUCACCUGUACGUCCAGCAUGGGAGUCUGUUGCUUCCCUCCCCCAUCUGUGGGGUCCUCGUUCACUCUGUCCCUUCCUCCUGCUGUGAGUUCCUGCCCUGGGGGUCGGGGGGCAGGCCAUGUCAAUGCCCCCUGUAACUGCACCAAAACCCCAGGCUGGGGAGCAGCUGAAUCUAGGGCUGCCUGUGGAUUGAGACCAAAUAAACUCCCAGCUGCCUCCA